AGCGAACGACACUGCGUCUCGCUGAAGAUUUUAACAGUGCUAAUUAGUGGACAGUGUGUAAUUCCUUGCAGGAGAUCCGUGCCUGAUCUCUUCCUGCCUCUCUCACAGGGAGGAGAAAAGUACAAGUUCCCAAACUCCAACCCCUUUGUGGAAGAAGACGUGGACAAGAGCGAGGUGGCUUCGGUGGCUUACAGGUACCGGCAGUGGAGGCUGGGGGAGGAUAUCGAUCUGAUUGUUCGUUGUGAACACGAUGGCGUGAUGACGGGAGCCAACGGAGAAGUGUCCUUCAUCAACAUCAAGACUCUCAACGAGUGGGACUCAAGGCACUGCAACGGCGUGGACUGGCGUCAGAAGCUGGACUCGCAGAGGGGCGCUGUGCUGGCCACCGAGCUGAAGAACAACAGCUACAAGCUGGCUCGCUGGACCUGCUGUGCCAUGCUGGCUGGAUCAGAGUACCUCAAACUGGGCUACGUGUCUCGGUACCACGUGAAGGACUCUGCCCGCCACGUCAUCCUGGGCACCCAGCAGUUCAAGCCCAACGAGUUUGCCAGCCAGAUCAACCUGAGCAUGGAGAACGCCUGGGGCAUCUUGCGCUGCAUCAUCGACACCUGCAUGAAGCUGGAGGAGGGCAAGUACCUCAUCCUGAAGGACCCCAACAAGCAAGUGAUCCGGGUCUACAGCCUACCUGACGGGACGUUCAGCUCGGACGAGGACGAAGACGAGGAGGAGGAAGAGGAGGACGAGGAGGACGACGGUGAGGGCGGUGCUUUCUCUCUCUGUCACUCUGUCCGUCUGCAGCUGAGGGCAAAGCUUUUGAGAACUCGCUGUCUUGUUUGAAUUGCAGUCUCGCAG
Polyodon spathula (Mississippi paddlefish) is the source of this 852-nucleotide messenger RNA. RefSeq names its product eukaryotic translation initiation factor 3 subunit D-like. NCBI's taxonomy places the organism in Eukaryota, Metazoa, Chordata, Actinopteri, Acipenseriformes, Polyodontidae. The record is from RefSeq and is a predicted model, not a curated record. The annotation marks the transcript as partial. Gene Ontology annotation, biological process: translational initiation. Gene Ontology annotation, cellular component: eukaryotic translation initiation factor 3 complex; cytoplasm. The transcript is spliced from 5 exons. Gene Ontology annotation, molecular function: translation initiation factor activity.